This is a messenger RNA of Didymodactylos carnosus, 6906 nucleotides long. The record is from the annotation of a GenBank genome assembly. NCBI's taxonomy places the organism in Eukaryota, Metazoa, Rotifera, Eurotatoria, Philodinida, Philodinidae.
AUGACCAACGUCUUGAGAAAAACACUUAGAUUUAUAACACGAAAACUGAACGAAUAUAAAGAUAAUCAAAUUGAGAAAGUUAAAGAUGGUUAUAUGGAUACAAAGUUAAUCAGUCUCAAGGAUAUUGAUAGAUAUCUACCUUGGGCUCUACCAUUAGGUUUUGCACCAAUGUCGUCAAUGUCAUCGUUUCCUUGUUUACCUUCACCGUUUGGUGGGUUGCCUAAUUUUCCAUUAAAUACUUUUCCAACAGGAUUUCCUACUCCAUCAUUAACGCCCACGUCAACAUCAUCCUCAACAACUCCCUCAUCAGCUGAGAGUACGGAUGUUUGGCAACAGUUAAAUGAUUUAACAAGAAAUUCAAAUGUGGAUUAUAAUGAGUAUGCUAAACAAUUAAAUUAUUUAAUGAAACUAUUUACAGAAUCACAGGCACAGUCAUCAUCUCUCCUCCUACCACAAAUGCAGCAAGAAUCAUCAGAUAGACGAGAAUCCACUUCAAAACCUGUUAAACACUCUAAAAAACGUAUUGAUGUUCCAGUAGAUGAAACGAAUGGCAAGCAUUAUACACCGAAAACAGACGAUAAUCGACCCACAUCUGCUUCAUCUAUAUCUUCUUUGUCACGUAAAUCAUCUGCAAAACCACGAUUGACUACAACUAUUGACAAAUCUCUUUCGGCCAGUUCCACUUUGACAACAACAUCAUCUUCACAACGUUCAUCACCAGCGACCGUGUCUCCAUUGCCAACAGUAGCAAAUGUAUCAAAAACACCACCAUCCACUGUGAGUUCAGCAACAAGUAUUAAUACACCCGGUUUGGAUCAAUUAGCAUCACUUGGUACUGGAUUUCCAUUUCCCUAUUUUUUACCAUCAUUUUUAUCACCAGCAACAGCACAAACACCUACUACAAAUAAUUCUACGUCAUCAAAUCUUUAUGGAUCUUUACCAUUUUCAUCGCUAUCUUCCACAUUGUUAAAUCCAGCUGCAUUAUAUCCAUUUUUAUCACCAGAAUUUUUCCAUUCCAAACUACUAGAUAGUUAUGGAAAUUUGACAGAGAAUACUAACAGUAGCAGCACAUCAACGAUCAAAUCUAAAGAUGACAAUAGUAAAGAACUUAAUCAUCAACAAAUGACAAAGUCGAAUCAAUCCACAAAAGUUAAAAAACAUAAUCAACAUUUGCCACCAGUUGACAAUAGGUCAAUUCCAUCAUUAAAUUCUCUGAUGAGUGAAACAAAACCCAAAAAACGUGCAAAAUCUAUACGCACUCUUACUGAAGAACAAGAACUAUACGAUAUGAGUAAUAAAAUAUCAUCGAAAUAUCCACAAAUAAACACAAAUACAGAGAAAAAUCCCAUAUUAAACAGUCAUCUUGAUCAACGUAUCCGCAGUAAUAAUUCAAAUUCAACUAUCAAUUCUCUGAGUUUACUUCAUUCGGCAUUGAUGAAAUCAUCGUUAUUGACUAAUUCAUCUACUCAUCAUGAUGUUGUUCUUUCGCCUUCGAUUAACACUUUCUGUUCUUCACCAUCCGUUUCACUUUAUGAUCCUAUUUAUGCUCUAACAUUAAAUAAUCAAUUUUCCUCUAAAAAAUCUUCAAAUGGUAGUAGUAGUCCUUCUCGUUUUGAUCAAAAUAAAAUUCGCGAUUUAUUACAACAACGUGAUAUUCAACAACAAACAAAUUCUUCAUUUCAUGAUCUUCCACGUGAAAUGUAUCAUCGUCAACAAGAAUUAGAAGAUGAAAAUAAUAGAUCAUAUAAUCCUAGUUUUUUGGAUGAUCUCUAUUAUAAACAGCAACAACAUCAACAAAAAUCUAUUAAUUCAUGGAUAUUCCAGCCAAUUAGAGAUUCGAUUGAUAAUAGCGAACCAUCGAAUUCAAAUGGUCGACGAAGCAGUGGAACAAUCACUCCAACUCAAACAAAAACAAUUAGUCGUACACCUGUAACUCCCUAUGCCGAUGAAUCUCGAUCAGCUGAUGAUGAUGAUUCUGAGGCAAAUUCUCGGAGGAGACGUAAAACAGAGGACGUCAAUGAAGAGUUGGUGCGCAUUCCAUUAAACCGCUCUUGGAAACGCGUUACUGUUGUACGUGCGAUAACUCGAACUGGAGUACGUGGUGAUGUUUGUUAUUAUGCACCAUGUGGAAGAAAAUUACGUUCAUUUCAAGAAAUUGAUCGGUAUUUAUCUCGUAAAACGAUUAGUGAUUUAGACAGAUCACAUUUUACAUUCUCCUCUAAAAUACAUAUUGGAUUAUUUCGUGAACCAAAACUUGAUGAAGAUGGAAAGACAAUAUUUGAUGAAUAUAAUGAAGAUGAAAUUUAUGAGCGUAUUCUUGCAAUAAAUCCAAAAUUUCGUCGUAUGAAAUGUGAAUACGAUGAAACAAAAACAAAUCAUUUAGGUAGAAGUCCAUCACCAUCCGUUUCAAAUAGUGUAAAAGAAUUGAUGACAAAUAAUACAACAACAAUUGAACAACAUGAUAUUGCUCGUCAAAUGUUCGAUAGUACAAAAUUACGUUUAGAACAAGAAGAAUUAGCUAAACGCGCUGUUGACAUAAAAAAUAAACGACAAAUGGAACGUGAAGCUAGACGACAGAUGCAAUUAUUUAAAGAUGUUAAUCAACAAAAAUCAGUGUCAUCAGAUUCACACAACAAUAAUAACAAUAAACUUCAUCAUCAUCAACAACAACAACAAAAAGAUUUUUUAAAAGCUUUAAUUGAACAACAAAAAUUACAACAAGAAUUAGAACAUCAAAAACAAAUGCAACAAGAACAGCAAGAACAAGAACGUAAACGACAAGAAUUACUUUAUAUGAAACAAAUGGAGCUGAAAAAGCGUCAAGAAGAGAAAUUAUUAUUAUCUGAACAACGAAAAGCUGAGAAAAAUGCUAUUCGUGAAAAAAGAAUUCAACAAAAGUAUAUGGAAAUUGUUCUUGCUAAAGAAAUGAAAAAAGUUGCUGAGGAUAUGAUAUUAAAAGAUUUAAAACCGUUACCAACAUUGAAGCCAGUUGAAAAUAUUCGUUUAUCAGUCGAUGCAUUUGCUAAUUGCUUGAUGGUUAUAGAAUUUUUAAAUAAUUUCAAAUAUAUACUUAAUAUACCUGAUAAAGCCAUUCCAACGUUGAAUUGUUUACAACAAGGUUUAUUGACAAAUAUCGCAUCAGCGACAACCACUCGAGAUAUUAAUUCUUUAUGUAAAAUAUUAUUGAAAAUAGCAUUAGAUGAUCCGGGCAUACCACAUCCGAAAAAAGGUUUAACAAAUUUAGGACAAAAAUUAUCCGAAGUAGACAUUAAUGAUUAUACAUUCAGUGAAAUUUUACGUUUAUUUAUGAGAGAACGAAAUGGAUUUGAUGAGAAGUUAACUGAAUGUCUAUCGCAAAAUUCAUUUCACGCAUUAAAUGCUGAUGAAAAAGCGGAAAUUUUGGCAUUUUUAUGUAAUGAAUUAUUAUCAAAUAAAAAAGUUGUUGAUGAUAUUGAUCAUCACCUUGAUGAAUUAUCAACAUUAAGACAUAAUAAAUGGGAAAUUGAGCGACGAUUAAGACGAAUGAAAUUUGAUAAAGGAAGUAAACGGAAUGAUUCAAAAUUAACAAUAUCAAAAGAUAAAGAUGGGUCAGACAAUGAUAGUGUAAAUGAUGAUGACAGUGAUGGAGAAUCGAUGCGAUGCGACGAUGAAACUAGUAUCACACCUGCAACUACAGUGAAUUCUACAUCGAAUAACGGUGAUCCUGUACAGCAAUCGUCAGUUAUACCGCCUCCAUCACCUACCUACGAAGAUAUUGAAUCGAUUGACGAGACAAAGAUUGACGAUGUCGAUAAACGAAUAACAAUCGUCACUAAAAAACAUCAAAUUGUUAAAAAACGUGUUAUUGAAAAACAAUGUAAAAUACGUGCAUUACAUCUCGGACAAGAUCGUUAUCGUCGACGUUAUUGGUAUUUUCCGCAGAUAGGCGGCGUUUAUGUCGAAGGUUUAAGUUCAGGAGAUAAAGCAUCAUCGGAUGUACAAUGCUAUGUUGAAAAUGUAACGAAAAGACGUAUAGAACGGAAAAAUUCGGGACAUGAUAUCGGACAGAUAACAAAUAUACCACUUUCAAAUUCGCGAACAAUUCAACAGCGAAAAUCUGAUCUUAACAAAUUACAACACGAUGACGUUAAGACAAGUGUUGCUUCUAUAAUUGCAACAGUAACUGAAGACAAAUUAGUUGAAGAGCCGACACCAGUGAAUGAACGUGAAGCUGAAGACAGUUCCAAUGGAACUAGUGACGAUGAAGGUGAUGAUGAUGUAGAUAACGGUGAACAAGAGAAGACGAAAUUAAACGCUCAACCGACAGCAGCAAUCAAUGGCGAACAAAAGUUAUUAAAUGAUAUACCAUUGAAUGACAAUGAUACAAAUAGUGAUGAAUUAGCAACAAUGGAUUUAACGGCUUUUUGUAUGGCUGUUAAACGUGAAAGUGCUGCUGCAGUAGCCGCAGCCACUGAACAUCAACAGCAACAAGAAAUAACUGUAAAAUCAAAAAUUGAAGAUGAAAUGAUAAAAGAGGAACAACAGGAAGAUGAAAACAACAAUGAAAUGGAUGAAGGACAGAUCGGUUAUAAUAAAAAUUCCAAUCAGUCUUCAGUGAUAACUACUAAUAAGAUUGUAACAAACAUUAAAAGUGAAUCGUCAUUGUUGGAUCAUUCUACCACCGAUUUAUUAUAUCGAAAUAAGCAAGAUCUGCAAGAUCCAGUUACCAAUUGCGGCGAUGACUCUAUUCAAAAUGAUCAAACUAAUAGUUUUCAUAUCAAAAAACGUUCAUCAAACGAUUCGUACGAUAAUAAUGAUAAUAAUGCUCCACUUGAUCUCUCAUGUUCAAAACCAAAACGUCAGUGUAAAAAUGAUUACUGGCUAAACGAUAGUGAUAAAGAGUUAGCAAUUAAUAAUUCCCAUAAAUUUCAAGAAUUAAAUAGUCUGGCAACAGCUGCACUACUAUUAAAUAAUCUGAAGCAAGAACAGUCAAACACGGUUGUCGAUUUAAGUAAUUCAAAUUUACAUAAUAUUCUUUCUAGUCAAAUGAUCUUAAAUUCAUUUUCUCCAACAUCAGUUAGUCCAGUGAAAAACGACUCAUCUUCAUCAACCACUAAUUUUAAACAAAUUGAGACAAUGGUUCGUGAUCAAAUUCAGUAUCCAAAUCCGCUACCGAUACCCGAUGAAUUUCGAUCUGGUUGGUGGCGUAUACAAACACCUGAAGAAUUACGUACAUUAAUUAAACAAUUAGCUAAACGCGGUCAACGCGAACGUCUAUUAUGUCGAGUAUUACAACGAAAUUUUGAUUCUAUAUCAAAUACAAUGAAAUUAGUUAAACAAGGCCUUGAUUUAGAAUCCAAUGAACAACAGCAAAAUUCAGUUGAAAAUGUUCUCGAUGAAACACCAACACUAAAUGUUGUAGAUACCGAACAACAAACGGAUCAAAUACGUUUGCAGCAAGAGAUGGAUGUACUGAAUGAAAUCUAUAAUUUAUGUAAUAGAAUUGUUGGUGCUAGUUUACAAUGUCGAUCGUAUGAUAUACCAUCAUCAAAAAAACAUUUAACUCUCGAUGAUAUUCUUCUGAAAGGUUGUGAACCAUUACAAGAAGCAAAACAUGUAUUAAGUGAAAUUGAACGAAAUAUUGAACGAAGAUAUUUAAAACAUCCAUUUGUUAGAAAAUAUGAAUUGAAUCUAACAUCUCGUCUUAAUCAUACAAAUAAUAACAGUAAUUAUUACAAUGAGCCAACAUCCAAAUAUGACGAAGCACCACAGCAAUUAGAACGUUGGCGUCGUACUAUAAAUGAAUCACGUACGCCCGCUCAAUUGGCGUUGUGUUUAUCGCAAUUGGAACGUUGUAUAGCAUGGGAAAAGUCAAUAAUGAAAGUGAUAUGUCAGAUAUGUAAUAGUGAUGUGGAUGAGGAUAAACUAUUGCUAUGUGAUGGAUGUGAUAAAGGAACGCAUACGUACUGUUUUCGUCCACCAUUGAUGAAUAUUCCACCUGAUGAUUGGUUUUGUUUUGUAUGCAUUGGAAAAGCGAAAGGUGAAGGUCUAUGUUUUGUUUGUGGAAAUAAAAAUGAUGGAAAUUUAAAUCGGUGUGAGUAUUGUGCAAAAUUAUUUCAUGACGAUUGCUUACCAAAUGCCAAGCAUCAACGUGGAAAAUGGUUAUGUAUUGCAUGUGGAGGCAAUGAAUGUGAUCGAGUAAAAUGGCAAACUGGACGUCAAACUUCCCGUUCAAAUGUGGUAACUAAAAUAUCUAAUUCAAAAAAACUAUCGCCAAGUACAAACAAUUCGACAAACGGUGAAAUAACACCACUAAAACCAGUUUCGUCUCGUGGUCGUGGUAGAGGCGGCGGAGGACGGGGUAUAUCGAAAAAUCGAGCAUUAACACAUCAUAACGAGACGAUACCGAUAAUUGACUCAUUAUCAAAUUGUUCAAUAGACGUUAUGCUUACAUCAUCGAAUUUAACGGAAUCGUCUUUAUCUACGACGCAUUCGCCUAAUACGAAUGAUCAGAUUACUGAUUUACAGUCGAUAACAAAUAACGAUGAUAGCACAAGUAAUACUAGUAAAUCGAAAACUCCAGCAAAACGUCGAAAAGCAUCGAAAACUCCUGUUACUGACAUAAAAGCGUGCAAAACUAUAUUGAAUGAAUUAAUCAAAAAUGAGUCGUCUUGGCCGUUCAAAAAUCCGGUUGAUUAUAAACAAUACCCAGAUUAUUUAGAUGUUAUUAAACAGCCAAUGGAUUUUCAAACGAUGAAAAUGAAAAUGAAGACAAAUCAAUAUGAGAAUAAAGAUGAUUUCGUAAUGGAUAUACGCUUGAUAUUUGACAACUGUGAACUGUAUAAUGAGGAUGAUUCACCCGUUUGUCAAGCGGCUCAUCUACUUCGUGACUACUUUGAAACAACAUGGACAAAACAAUUUGGCUAA